Molecule: messenger RNA, 6631 nt
Organism: Pogona vitticeps (central bearded dragon)
Lineage: Eukaryota; Metazoa; Chordata; Lepidosauria; Squamata; Agamidae
Source: RefSeq, a predicted model, not a curated record
GUUGCUGGUUGGUGCACCUCGACAAAAAGCUUUCCCAUCACAGCUGGCCAACAGAACUGGAGGCCUGUACAGCUGUGACAUUCGCUCUCCAGAUGUGCCGUGCAUACGCGUACAAUUUGAUGAGAAAGCUGAUCUGACAAAAGAAAGCAAGGAAGACCAGUGGAUGGGUGUAACUGUCCGAAGUCAAGGGCCUGGGGGAAAAGUGGUGACUUGUGCACAUCGCUAUGAGAAAAGGCAAUUUGUAAAUACAAUUCAGGAAACCCGAGAUAUCAUUGGAAGGUGUUAUGUCCUGAAUCAGGAUCUCACCAACAGUGAAGACCUGUAUGCUGAGCCGUGGAGUUUCUGUGAAGGCCGCUUGAGAGGGCAUGAGAAGUUCGGUUCAUGCCAACAAGGUGUUGCUGCCACUUUUACCAGAGAUUAUCAUUAUGUCGUCUUUGGGGCACCUGGUACUUAUAACUGGAAAGGAGUGGUUCACGCAGCGCAAAAGAAUCAGACCUUUUAUGAGAUGGGUAUCUUUGAGGACGGGCCUUAUGAAGUCGGUGAUGAGAACCUUCAGAAUGAGAACCUAGUUCCUGUUCCAGCAAACAGUUACUUAGGUUUUUCUCUGGACACUGGGAAAGGGAUUGUUUCUCAGGAAGACGUCACAUUUGUUUCGGGAGCCCCAAGAGCAAACCACAGUGGAGCUGUGGUCCUCUUGAAGAAAGACAGCGUCCUCCAGCGGUCAUUGUCUCUUGUGCAUGUGCUUGAGGGGGAGGGGCUGGCCUCUUCCUUUGGCUAUGACGUGGCCGUUGUGGACCUCAACAGUGAUGGUUGGCAAGAUAUUGUUGUCGGAGCACCCCAGUAUUUUGACAGAGAUGGAGAAAUUGGUGGCGCUGUGUAUGUUUACAUUAAUCAGCAGGGCCAGUGGCCAAGGGUAAAGCCAAUUCGGCUCAACGGAACAACAAACUCCAUGUUUGGAAUUGCAGUUGAAAAUAUUGGUGAUAUUAAUCAAGACGGCUUUCCAGAUAUUGCUGUAGGGGCUCCGUAUGAGGGAAAGUACGGCAAGGUGUAUAUCUAUCAUGGCUCCAAGAAUGGAAUAAAUACAAAAUCAGCACAGAUUCUUGAUGGAGAGGGAGACGGUGUUUCAUACUUUGGUUAUUCAGUCACCGGAAAUAUGGAUCUUGAUCAAAACGGCUACCCUGACAUUGCUGUUGGGUCCCUUUCAGAUUCUGUGUCUGUUUUCCGAUCGAGGCCUGUGGUAAAUAUUAAGAAAACCAUUGAGAUAUCUCCAGACAGUAUUGACCUAAACAACAAGAACUGCCAUGAACCCAGUGGGAUUUGCAUGAAUGUUAAAGUGUGCUUUGAAUACACAGCAAGCUCCAGGGACUAUAACCCCAAAAUGUUUCUGGACUUUACAAUUGAAGCAGAAAAUGAUCGGCGGCGUUCAGGUUUGCCGUCCAGGGUGUACUUUUCUAGGCGCUCCUCCGAUCAGUUGCUCGGAAGUGUGACCCUCACUGGGCAGAAGAAGAAAGAGUGUGUGAUCACCACCCUCGUGCUGCAGGAAAAGAUCAAAGAUAAACUGCGCCCAAUUCCUGUAACGGUGGGUGUUACAAUCAAUGGCUCAAACUCUACCUCACCAGCGUCUAGGAGAAGGCAAGGACGAUCACUCCCAGAACUGGUUCCAAUUCUGAAUUCAAAUGAGCCCAGAACAGUUCAUUCAGAAGUCCAGUUCCUGAAAGAAGGCUGUGGGGUAGACAACAAAUGCCACAGUAAUCUGAAGCUCCAUUACAGAUUUUGCACCAAGGAAGGCAGUGAGGACAAAUUUGCUUAUUUCCCAAUAGAGAACAACGUUCCCGUUCUUGUCCUCAAAGACCAGAAGGACAUCGCCCUGGAAAUCACCGUGACAAACAGUCCGUCAGAUCCAAGAGACCCACAGAAAGAUGGGGAAGAUGCUUAUGAAGCUAAAUUUAUUGCCACCUUCCCAGAUAGCCUGACUUACUCUGCUUUCAGGGAGUACAAGGGCUUUCCAGAAAAACAGCUGAUCUGCGGGGCUAAUCCAAAUGGCUCUCAAGUGGAGUGUGAGCUUGGGAAUCCUUUCAAGAGAAAUUCUAAUGUUACGUUUUAUGUGAUUUUAAGUACAACUAAAGUUAAUGUUGACACAAGGGACCUGAACAUUAGCCUGAAAUUGGAAACAACAAGCAAUCAAGUUAAUUUGGAUCCAAUUACUGCUCAUGCCAAAGUAUUUAUUGAACUGCUUUUGUCACUCACAGGGAUUGCCAAGCCUUCCCAGGUCUACUUCGGAGGUCAAGUCAUUGGCGAAAGUGCUAUGAAAUCUGAAGAUGACAUUGGAAGCUUAAUUGAAUAUGAGUUCAGAAUCACCAACUUGGGCAAAUCCCUGAAAACAUUUGGUACGGCUUCCUUGGACAUCCUUUGGCCGAAGGAACUCAUGGGAGGCAAGUGGCUGCUGUAUUUAGUGUCCGUACACUCGAAAGAAUUAGGAGAACUCCAGUGUGACCCUCCCCAGGAAAUAAACCCUUUGAAUCUUGAGUUGUCUCGAAGUUCAAGGACAAAACGUGAAGUUGCAGAGAAACAGACAACGGGAGGCUACAGUUUGCCAUUGAUUUCAGAAAGGAAGUAUAAGACUUUGGAAUGCAAUGUGGAAGCCAACUGUGUCAGGAUAAGAUGCCCCUUGCAAGGCUUGGACAACAAAGCAUUGGUAGUGUUGCGUUCCAGAUUGUGGAAUAGCACUUUCCUAGAGGAAUUCUCCAAAAUGAACUAUCUAGACAUUCCCCUGAAAGCUACCAUCAGCAUUGAUGAUGCUGCAGAUAAUAUUAAGCUGUCAAAUGAAGCGCCCAACGUGCGGGUUACUGUCUUCCCUGCCAAGACAGUGGCAUUGUAUAAAGGGGUGCCUUGGUGGAUCAUUUUGGUAGCUAUACUUGCAGGAUUGCUAAUGCUUGCUCUGCUGGUGUUUUUACUAUGGAAAUGUGGGUUCUUCCAGCGUUCCAGGUACGAUGACAGCAUCCCCCGCUACCACGCUGUAAGAAUUCGGAAAGAGGAGAGGCAGAUCAAAGAUGGAAAAACUAAAGAGAAUCAUGGGAAGAAACAGUGGAUCACAAAGUGGAAUGAAAAUGAAAGUUAUUCGUAGAGGAACCCCCCCCCCCCCGACUGAAGACUCAAAGUAUCUGGAUUCACAUGAUGGACAGAUGAAGACUAAUGUACAGAAAUGGCUGCUUUUUUUCUGUAGAUACUGUUACUUUUCUAUCAAAGCCUUCAUCUGUUUUUCAGAUCUAAAUUUUAAGUCAAAUCUCAAGAUUCCAGUUAAAAUGCAAAUCGUCACUCUGGAAAAAGAGACAAUAACCUGGGUCAGUUCUGAGGGACCUUUUUUUUAUUUGAUGAGUGAAUUUUUUAAAAGAUUUUUUUUUUCAACCUGCAUCGCUGUCAUGUUGACCAACAUUUCACUCAACCCCCCCCCCCAAACCUAGAAUAUGUUUUUCCAAAUCGCAGACAUGUGGAAGCUGGAGAUAAUCAUUUAUUGGUGAGAGGCAUUCCCCCACAUGGUCAGAAGUUAUUUCUUUAUUAGGAUUAAGCCAUGGUGAUGAAGAGAGGUUCUAGCCUCUGAUGGACUGUGGCUCAGAUUAAAAGCUAGACUUUGUCCGUGUAAUUUAAAUUAGGAGUUCUUUCGGUUUUAAGGUGUGGGGGGGAAAUACUCAUUUGGACUUUGAGUGACUUGAAAGAGAUGGUAUUUUGUGUCUCCCUCCCUAUUGGAAAAUAUUGCAUGUGAUCAGAAGGAAAUAUCUCCUGAUAGAUGUCAAGCUUUGAUGUACUAGUUCUGGUUUUCUGACCUUGAGUGUCUUUGUGCUUUCAUAAAAAUGCAUGGGAUGGGUGUAGACAGAGUUGGUUGCAUUUAGUUCCCAUUUAAAUAACUGGUGCUUUCAAUUAAGCCAUAACUAACUUACUGCACAGAUUUCUGUGGGAGCUAAAUUAGGCUGGAUCCAAUCCUCGGUGCUCAAGAACUGAUGCAAAACUGCUGUGGUUUGUAAAUGAAUAGUGCUUACACACAGCUUUAGCUGGAACUCAAGUUCAUGUGGAAGUGAUUCCUCCCAUUUAUGGUUGUGCAGAACUACUCAGCUGUUUAAAGCUGAUGUUUCUUUUAGAACUGUAACAGUCGAAGUGCAGGGAAUGGGGGAAGAGUUAAAACUUGCAUACCCACCCCCCAUAAAAGUACUACCAUUAUAAUACACAACGGCAUGGGUUUGAGUUUUUCAGGUGAAUUUCAGGUCUCUAAAUCUAUGAAUGCCUUGUUUUAAAAUUUACGUGUAGUUAUAGUAGGUAAGUAGGAUCUUAAAUGUGCAAUAGGUCAGGUUUCAAUAAUGUUUUAAGAUUCAGUUAGUCCAAAUCUGUUGCUCACACCAAAUCUACAAAGGUUUGUUUUUUAAAGCUUGAAUAUUGGUUACACUUUUUUAUGUAUAUACUGUAAAUCAUUCGUAUAUAUUUAUUUUUGCCGUGAAAUAAAUCUUUGUCUUUGACUAACUGUGAAGCCAAAGAUUUUUAUCUGAGUGUUAAAAAUAGUGAGCAAUAGUAUAUAGAAGAGUUCAGUUGUUAGUAGAGAUGGGCAUGAACCGGUUCGUAAAGGCGACAGCACAGGUGAUGCUGCUCCCCUUUCCCUUCCCCCCCCCCGCUUCUGGCUCAAACAGCCAAUCACCAAGCUGAGCUUGCUAGCUUCCUGCACCCCCCCCCAUCUGAUCUCCCAGGCCCAAAAACAGCUCAGGCUUCUCUGCCUUGCCCUCUUGGGCAAUCAGGCGAAAAGGCUGGGCAGAGAAGUCUGUGCUCUUGCUCCUGACUGGGAGAUGAGCCAAGGAGGUGAUUAAAAACAAGCAAGCUUGGCCUGCUGAGUCGCUUUUUGAGCCACAAGAGAUGGGGGAGGGGAGCAGCAGCACCAGUGCUGUCGCCUUGACGAACCAGGACGAACCAGUUUGUGCCCAUCUCUAGUUGUUAACAGUGGAAUACUAUGCAUGUCCAGCGAGAAAUAAGUGCCAUUGCAUUCAGUAAGACUUACUCCCAGGUAAGUGGGUAUAGUAUCACAGCCUAAAAUUGAACACUUUCCACCAAAUGUGCCAAUACUUUUGAAUUUCAAUGACUGAAAUAUUCUAGCAAAGCUAUUUACAUAGGUCUGAUUAUAUCAUAGGGAGGUAUUGUAUCUUUUAAAUAACAUGUGCACUAAUGCAUACGUACAGAUGUUUUAUCUAUAGAUGUUUUAUAUAACUAACUUAAUGGUCAAAAAGAUAAGUGUUCUGACAAGUAGGGAAAGAGGGGAGGUUUUUUAGCAAUAUGUUUGGAACAAGAUUUAACUACUGCAGAUGUUACAGCACUUGAAAGAAAACAUAAGCUCCAAAAUUUAAUUAUGGAUCCGUACUGGUCCAAUUUUAGACUACUGAGUAAAUGUCCGAAAUAUCAAGUUUUAACAGUCGCAUAUGUUUGUGCUAUUUUAUGUUUUGUGACAAACAUAUCUGCAGUUUUUAAGCUAUGUCUAAAAAAUUAUUGGUACUGAUUAAAUAAGGGUUAUAAACAUGCCAUAAUAUAUACUGUAUAUAAAAUAUAAACAAAACUUUUACUGUGUGGAUAUCUGAAAGAAGUGAUGGAAAUUAUGCAAACCAAUAUACAUUUACCAUUACCAACCAGAUGUAGUAUGCCUGUUCUCCAUACUAAGGAUGGCCAAAGUCUGGUCAGUGGGCCCUAUAUAGUGCUCAGGCACAUUUUAGUUCACCUGAGGAAAGCUUUUUUUAAAACCAAAAUGGUCCAUUUCUGCUCCUGGAGGCAUUCAGGAGCAGCAGUAUCUACACAGGGGCCUGGGGAAGAGGAGAGUCAUCCCUUAAUGCCUCUUCUCCCCAAGAACAUUAACAUUGGAAGUACCUAUAUGGGCACUUCUUUUUAGGUUGGUUUUUUUAUGACUCAAAAGGCUUCUUGUGGCCCAUGGAGGUAGGCUGGGGGUACAAAACUGGCCCCAAAGCUGCUUUAGCUUGCUCAUUAUUGCUCUGUAGAUACACUACAAAAAAUCAUAGUGUUGUGGGAGGAAGAUGGUUAUCUUUUCUAAGGUUUGUUUUCUGGUUGUUAAUUUAACUUUCCCUUAUUUUUCAAAUAAGUCUCAUCUCAAAUUUUAUAGAAAUUGUUAAUUUUUUAAAAAAUGUUUAUGAAAUAUGUAAAUUAUCUUUUGUCAAAACUCAGUUACAUUCUGGUGCCUGAUACUGUAGUCCACCAAACAGUUUUGGUUUUCUGCUCCCUGGUUCAUUUAAAUGGGGCUGACACAGGGGCCCUGUAGUAGUAGUAUUUGUUGUGAAGAGCAUCUUAACGUUUAAAAUCACAUCUCUGUGACUGAGAUUAGUCACAUGAAAAGAUAGAACUUUGAAACAGUACUGUAUAUUUUUUUAAAAAACCAAUCAGAAUUGUCAGCUGUGAUUCCGGUGCCUUCUCAAAAAGCAUAUAUGGGCAGUGUUAAAUUAGGGCUGAAUUGAAAUAAAACUAUCAUCUCAAGUCAUGUCACUGAUAUAUAUUCAUUUUAUAUAUUGACUAUUACUAACAUCUAAUGUAAGUCAUGGCUAAAAAUUACCUGUGGAUAUUUCUAUAAAAGUGUGGAAAUAAAUUUUGUAUGAAAAAA